AUGUCCUUCGUCAUCGCAGGCAGUGUGCCAUGGCAUGAGGGCGAGGAGAAAAUGCACAAACUGAUGCAUGUGCCCGAAAAUGAGAACCCCAAUGCUCCAUACCUCAGUCCUGGUGCCGCUUAUUUAGUGCAGAAGUCACCGUUAAUCGCCCUAGGCACCAUAGACAAGCAAGGACAACCGUGGACUACACUAUGGGGUGGCGAAGCUGGUUUCGCUGGACCUAUCUCGCAAUCCAUCAUUGGGAUCAGCAAUUUGGUCGAUAAGUCGUAUGACCCUGUUGUGGGAACGCUUUUUGGUGGUAAAGUUAAUGGAGAAUUGAUUAAGGAGGAAUGUGAGGGCCGUUUAAUGUCUGGUUUAUCCGUGGAUAUGGAGAACAGGAAGCGGGCUAAAUUGAUCGGGAGGAUGGUGUCAGGAUCUCUAGCGGGACUGCAAGCUAUGAAUCCAGAUGAGAAAGGCAAGGAACCCAGACAUGCUGGUCAGGCACAGCUGGCCAUGAAAAUUGAUCAGAGUAUUGGAAACUGCCCAAAAUAUAUAAAUCGAAAACACAUUAUCCCUACAGUACCGGACCCUAAAUUGAUAUCAGACUCUAAACAACUUUCCCCUGGUGCGGUCGAACUUCUGGCUAAGGCUGACACAUUUUUUAUUUCAUCAUAUCAUAAAGACUCUAUGGAUACCAAUAUCCGCGGAGGCCCGCGUGGUUUUGUCCGUAUAGUCUCCAACGAAGUUAGUGGGGCCGUGCUGGCUUACCCUGAGUACUCGGGAAAUCGUCUGUAUCAAACUCUGGGCAACCUACAAACCACCCCGGUUGCGGGGUAUGUCAUCCCAGACUUUGAAACUGGCAACGUUCUCUAUCUCACAGGCAAAACGGAAAUCUUGAUUGGGAGCGAUGCAAUUGCCCUCCUCCCAAGAUCAAACCUUGCAGUCAAGGCUACAAUAUUGGAAGCAAAAUACGUUGAAAACGGACUCCCAUUUCGCGGCCAACCCGGCGAUCCAUCUCCAUACAACCCGCGGGUACGGUAUCUAACAACUGAGAAAGUGGUGCCGUCUGCCCAGGUAUCAGAUGAGAGAUCAACUGUCGCCACUUUCAUCAGAAAGGACAUCAUCACUCCCUCCAUUGGUCGAUUCCGAUUCAAGGUCUCUGACCCCUCAAAGUCCGGGAAGUGGACACCGGGCCAGUACGCCACACUGUCAUUUGCAGGGGAACUCGAUAUGGGAUACAGCCAUAUGAAGGAUGACGAUCCCACAAGCCUCAAUGACGAUUACAUUCGCACUUUCACCGUAUCGUCAUACCCGGGCAGGAACCUCGCUGAUGACGAAUUCGAAAUUAUAGUGAGGAAGAAAGGGGCCGCUACCAGCCAUCUCUUCCGAUCGGGCGAGCGGAGCGGGGUCGAAGUGUUGCUUAAGGGGUAUGGUGGCGAGUUCAGAUUCGAGGAUAAAACUACGGAUAAGAAUGUGCCUCUUCCAUACAUUGCCGGUGGGAUAGGGAUCACUCCACUUAUUGCACAGCUUCCGGGUAUAGAUAUAUCCCGAUUACGACUAUUUUGGUCUGUUGCCGUUCAGGACCUUGGACUGGUGCUCGACACCUUUAAAUUAUUUCCCAAACUACCAAAAUCUACCGCUCUCUUCAUAACUAGAUCUGAACAGGCUGAGAAGCCACUUACCGAUGAGCAACAAAAUACCUUGACAGCUAUACACGGCUCCGAUGUACAACAAGUUCAUCGCCGGCGACUGGAAGCGGCGGAUUUGGAUGUCCCCGGGGCGGAGGAAUGGUAUUUGUGUGCAGGUACCGGCCUAAAGACUGCUGCGCUGAAUUGGCUUACAGGGAAGAAUGUUGUUUACGAGGAUUUUAAUUACUGA
Messenger RNA from Paracoccidioides brasiliensis Pb18, 1857 nucleotides. RefSeq lists its product as uncharacterized. The transcript has 2 exons. Gene Ontology annotation, molecular function: oxidoreductase activity. The record is from RefSeq and is a predicted model, not a curated record. The coding region runs from base 1 to 1857 and encodes 618 amino acids.